AUGGCCUCGGUACUUUCUAAUAUUUCAUGUAAACAAUGCUAUGUCGCGAAUCUACUACAAAACACGUUACUUAUACACACUCUCUUCUGUACAAUGCGAAAUCAACCAACUCUAGCGGAUAGUGUUAUCAUCAUUGAACCGAGUUCAUUUCAUUUACGUAUUAGUCGAGCUGUUGACUCUACACCAAAACGUUUUCCACAUUGUAUAGCACGUAAACCGAAGCCCAACAUUUCACCGCAUAUUGAACCUAUCAUUAAUCGACAUAAAUUAAAUUGUCAAUCAGCUAAAUUUCAAGAAUCGAUUCAAACAAUACAAUCCUAUGUGAAUACGCUAUUUAAUUUGAAUUAUUCAUCACCGCCACCAUCAUCAUCCUCUUCAGAAGAAACUACCACUCAAUCGUCUGUUAGCAUUCAUCUAUCUAAUAAACAAGAUCUCAAAGAUGAACUGGAAGAUGGUAAACAUCUUUUUGAAUGGGAGAAACAAACGUCAUCUGAUCAAGAUUUCUAUGCACUAAAUGAUGCUUUUACUUAUGGUUUAAAAAAUGGUUAUCAUAUUACUUGGCCUAUACGUUAUGGAUUCUUUUCACCGUCAGCGAAUUAUACAGCUAUCUUACAGGAUUUAGAAAAUAUUUGGUCUACAGCUAUAGAAAAACAUAUUGGUAUUCAACGAUCAAAUCUUAGCAAUUAUAAAGCAAUACUUGUAAUCAAUGAUGUAUACAAAAGAAAUGAGAUACGUUAUCUAGUACAUCUACUAUUGAAUCGAUUAAAAUUUGGACGUGUUUUUGUACAUCAAGCCAGCGUGUGCACUACCUAUGGGAUUGGUUUACCUACAGCUUGUGUUAUUAAUAUUGGUGAACAAAAAACUAGUAUAUCCUGUGUUGAAGAUGGUAUAGCUCAUUCAGAAGCACGAGUUAUCUUACCUGUUGGACGAAGUGAUGUUCUCAGAGUGUUUCAUUCCCUUACACUACCUAAUGGAUUUGAUGAUAAUAAUGAUUGUAAUGUAGAUUUAAAAUAUGAACACCUCUCAGAUGUAGAAGAUUUACGCACACUUUGGGAGAAUUCACUUCAAUGUUCAAUGGAUCAUCUGCUUUCUCAACAAAAUGAAAGAGUCAAACUGGAGGAAGACAUCCAAUCGAACAACACUAAUCAAUCUUCAGGGAUGAAUAAACACGAUUCUACUGUAUCACUUCAAUGGAUAUACCAACGGAAUCGAUAUGAUAUUUCUCGUCUUCAUGUAUCUACAGUCCUGUUAUCUUGUAUACUCCCGUUUGCUUGUAUUUCUACAAUUAUUCUACCCAAAGAAGCCUAUUGUAUAUAUCAGUUGCCUGCCCUACAUUCUUCAGAACCAGAUGAUCCCUUUGAUGACUUGUAUAUAUCACUUACUGCACGUGAACGUCGAAAACGUGGUCUACCUAAUGAGCAGUCAACAGCUGUUGCAUCGACUGAACAACCAGACGCGGAAAUGGAUACCACUGAACUAGCGCCUCCAGGAAACAACCACAUUUCACAAAGACCUAAUUUUUUUGAAUCACUUCCAGAAGCAGUUUGGUGGAGUAUUAAUCAAUGUGCAAAUUUUGUCAGCUCUCAAUUCAGUACAGAGGUGGUGACUUCACAGAAUACAGGUCCAACACCUGGAGGACGACUUGUACAAAGUUCAAGCAUAGUAGCUGAUGAAGUACGUCGACGUCUAUUAGGCUGUAUAAUUCUAACCGGUGGAGGUGUAGCUGGUAUCAGUAAUCAGAUUAUAGAAAGAUGGUUAACUGAACAGCUGACUGCAAUUGUACGCGAAAAACAAACAACAACAGCAGCUACAUCAGGUUAUAUACCGACAGUGGAAAUUAUUAACCAUUCGGAUCCUGCUGACCUUUCAUGGUUUGGAGCUAGACUGCUGCUUACAACUGAUCUAUUAAAUGAUCUGUGGUUAACACCAGUAGAAUGGAAUCGUUUUGGUUCAAGAGUACUUCGUGAGAAAGCUGCUUUUCUUUGGUGA
Molecule: messenger RNA, 1989 nt
Organism: Trichobilharzia regenti
Lineage: Eukaryota; Metazoa; Platyhelminthes; Trematoda; Strigeidida; Schistosomatidae
Source: the annotation of a GenBank genome assembly